Molecule: messenger RNA, 2253 nt
Organism: Pterocles gutturalis (yellow-throated sandgrouse)
Lineage: Eukaryota; Metazoa; Chordata; Aves; Pterocliformes; Pteroclidae
Product: E3 ubiquitin-protein ligase UBR3
Exons: 19
Biological process (GO): ubiquitin-dependent protein catabolic process via the N-end rule pathway; protein ubiquitination
Cellular component (GO): ubiquitin ligase complex; cytoplasm
Molecular function (GO): ubiquitin protein ligase activity
Source: RefSeq, a predicted model, not a curated record
AAAAGACACCGGAUUAAGUCAAAUUCAAAUGUUCCAUGUGUCCCGAAAGACUUGUUGAUGAUGUCAGAAUUAGUUCUCCCACAGUUCAUCUUUAGUCUUAUUCAGCACUUGAGAGAGGGGUAUAAUGAGCCUGCUCUUGAUCUGCCAUCAGAGAAAGACCUUCAUAAAAUCCUGCAGGUUUUGGAGCCUCACGUUUCCUUUUUAGAAGAUUUGACCAAAAUGGGAGGAGCAAUGCGAUCAGUUCUUACCCAGGUUUUGACUAGCCAGCAGUUCUACAAAGAUCUUAGCUCUGGUGUUGGAGAGAAUGCAUGUGCAAAGAAAAGUCAUGAGAAGUACCUCAUUGCUUUGAAAGGCUCUGGACUGGCAUUUCCUGAGGAUAAAAUUGCAUGUGGUAUGCAGGAACAAGGAGCUGGAACUAGCACAUUAGCAGUUCAAGGUUUAGCAGGUGCUACAGCAACAUCAGGACAAGGGGAUUCUUCAGAUGAGGAGGACCAGGAUGGUAGCCAAGGUGUGGGCAAGCGCAAGAGAGUGAAACUAAGCAGCACCACCAAAGAUCAAUCUAUCAUGGAUGUUUUGAAGCAUAAAUGUUUUCUGGAAGAAUUAUUAUUUUGGACAAUAAAAUAUGAAUUUCCACAGAAGAUGGUGACUUUCUUACUCAACAUGCUGCCAGAUCAAGAUUAUAAGAUUGCUUUUACCAAAACUUUUGUUCAGCAUUAUGCUUUUAUUAUGAAAACACUGAAGAAAAGCCAUGAAUCAGACACAAUGUCUAAUAGAAUUGUGCAUAUCAGUGUUCAGUUGUUCAGCAAUGAAGAACUAGCACGCCAAGUAACAGAAGAAUGUCAGCUGCUGGAUAUUAUGGUCACUGUUCUGUUGUAUAUGAUGGAAAGUUGCCUUAUUAAAAGUGAAUUGCAAGAUGAGGAAAAUAGUUUACAUGUUGUGGUGAACUGUGGGGAAGCACUACUGAAGAAUAAUACUUACUGGCCCCUUGUUAGUGAUUUUAUAAACAUACUUUCACACCAAAGCGUGGCAAAGAAAUUUUUGGAAGAUCAUGGUCUUUUGGUAACAUGGAUGAAUUUUGUAUCAUUCUUUCAAGGUAUGAAUUUAAAUAAACGAGAAUUAAAUGAGCAUGUGGAGUUUGAAUCACAGACAUACUAUGCUGCCUUUGCUGCUGAGCUGGAAGCCUGUGCCCAGCCAAUGUGGGGUCUUCUAUCACACUGCAAAAUUAGGGAAACGCAGGAAUACACACGAAACGUUGUCAGAUACUGUCUUGAAGCACUUCAGGACUGGUUUGAUGCUAUCAACUUUGUAGAUGAGCCAGCUCCUAACCAGGUUACUUUUCAUUUGCCACUGCACCGUUACUUUGCCAUGUUUUUAAGUAAGGCUGUCAAAUGCCAGGAACUAGAUCUGGAUACUAUCUUGCCAGAUCAGGAGAUGCUGAUGAAACUAAUGAUUCACCCACUUCAGAUUCAGGCAAGUCUUUCUGAAAUUCACAGCAACAUGUGGGUUAGAAAUGGCCUACAAAUUAAAGGACAGGCCAUGACUUACGUGCAGUCUCAUUUCUGCAAUUCAAUGAUUGAUCCUGACAUUUAUCUGCUGCAAGUCUGUGCCUCUAGGCUGGACCCAGAUUAUUUUAUUUCAUCUGUUUUUGAAAGAUUUAAGGUGGUAGAUCUGUUAACGAUGGCAUCGCAGCAUCAAAAUACAGUUCUUGAUUCAGAGCACGAAAGGUCCAUGUUGGAAGGAGCCUUAACGUUUUUGGUCCUUCUGUUAAGUCUUCGUUUACAUUUAGGAAUGACAGAUGAUGAGAUCCUCAGAGCAGAGAUGGUAGCUCAACUCUGUAUGAAUGACAGGACACACAGUUCAUUGUUGGAUCUGAUUCCAGAAAACCCCAAUCCUAAAAGUGGUAUUAUUCCAGGAAGCUUGAGCUUUGAAUCAGUCUUGUCAGCAGUUGCUGAUUUUAAAGCUCCUGUUUUUGAACCUGGAGGUUCCAUGCAACAAGGAAUGUAUACACCUAAAGCUGAAGUUUGGGAUAAGGAAUUUGACCCUGUCAUGGUAAUACUUCGAACGGUUUACCGUAGAGAUGUGCAGUCUGCAAUGGACAGAUAUACAGCAUUUUUAAAGCAAAGUGGUAAAUUUCCUGGGAACCCAUGGCCUCCUUACAAGAAGAGAACACCACUACAUCCAAGUUACAAAGGUCUCAUAAAGCUUUUACACUGUAAAACCCUGCACAUCGUGCUGUUCACACUUCUUUACAAG